UUAUAACAGGCACCAUGUCUAUCUUCGAUGAAGACGAAUGUGGAAAUAUAGGAGAGGAAGUUUUGGGAAUUUCUGCGUUUGAAAUUCUGUCAAUUAUCAGAAAUCCGAUAAAGAUGAAACCUCAACUCCAUAACCUGUAUUACUGCCUCCUACAAAGGCUGUGCCCUCAUUUGCCACAGUCGUUAGCUCACUUGGGAGACUUACCCUCACUUGAUGUUGCUAGCAUUUGGCAGCCACACAGUUCAAUCAACUUUGGUCUGACACGCUUAGGAGGCUUACUGACGAAGAAGCUAAAAGAACUUCAUACAGACUACGUAUUCACGUUUUCUGAUUUAAUUAAACCCAGAAAGUCAAGAACCCUCGAAAUUUAUUCGUUUCUUCUAAAUGCAGCAAUAUUCGACCAAGCAAACAGAGCGGAGAGAGAUACAGGGUUUGAAAAUAUCAAGAAGCUGAAAGAAAGAAAGAAACAACUGUCUCAGCGUAAUAACUUCGACAAGGACAUCAGAGAUAGAAAUGAAAGAACAAUCAAUCAAUUGAAUGAAGCGCUCAAGGAAAGGAACGCAAAGAAGACAGAAAAUAAUGAUACAAAUCGCGACAAAUGCAGUGAGUAUCAUACAGUGAGUGGUGCUGUUGCGCAAAUCGAACAGAACAUUAAUCUGAGGGACGAAGAGAUCCAGGAGUGCAGAAUGAUUAUCGCGGAGAACUUAUCACCGAAGAUUGGGACGUUAAAGGUACAGUUACUCGACCCUAACUUGGAUGAAAAUGUUGAGAAAGCUACGCUGGAUGUGGAGAAGUUGAUGGAAGAAAAUGCGAUUAAUAAACAGGCCAUGAAUAACAAACAUAAAACGGAGGAGUGUUGUAUUAACUUUGAUGGGCAGAUAACAGCUACCAGAAGCCAUUUAAAGGAGACAACUAGGAUCACCAAAACUAACGAGGAAAGAUUCUCUGAGUCGCUCUCACUCCAGAAACAGGAAGACAGGAUAGAAGGUGAGCUUGACGAGCUGAGACGAGAGAUAGAACUAGUUCAGCAGAUGGAGAGGAAGACUGAGAAGGAAGAAAUUGUUUUUAAAACUAAAAUACAGAAAGCAAACCACACGGUGGAGGAGAUGCUGAAAUUAGAGCGGGAAGCGGACCAACAGCUGAGUGGUAAGAUUGAGGAUCUGGGGGAACGCUACACGGUAUGGUUGAAGGUGAAGAGUGAAAGAGAGGAUUUGAAAAACGAAACUGAAACUUCAAACGCUAUCGAGGAGCACGUUUCGGUGUUUUUUGACGAGUAUACCAAGUUCCGGGAGUCACUAGAGGAGCCUGGCCGUAUAUUAACAGCAGCUCUAGUAGUCAACAAGAAACAACUUCAACGUGUUUCUCAGAUUACUAAAGUUCAAUUUCCGGGCAUAGCUGGACUACUAAGCAAUACUGUCAGGGACAUCAACCUGCAUCUCAUAAAACCAAACGCUGGUAAAGAUUACUUUGAUUUGGCUGGUAUUGAUAGUAUCGCUAAUUUAGUGUCUCUUCUCGUGACCAAGUUCAAAUUCGUACAAAACGAGUUUAAAAUGCAACGGGUUAUUGACACAUCCUCGAUAGUAGAACUAUUCGAGCAAGUUCUUGCUGAUAUCGACUCUACUAACGAUAAAGAUGAAGCAGAUUUUAUGCCCGUUCUGAAAACAACUCUAAAAGCCCUGAACAACAAGCUGCUGACAAUAAAAGUAGAGGACAGCAAAUCUUGUGAUGUUCCUAAAGUAAUUCCUGUCAACAAGUUCCCUGUGGUUCAGUCGAACAAGGGGGAUUUCAACAAAAUAUUACAGCUCAUCUCAAGUUUGGAGGAAGACUACAAAUCUUUGGAAUGUGUACAAAACCUCGCUGAGCAAGCUAAUUCUGAAAAGCAAAGUACCCAGUUUGCUAUUGACUGGAUCAGUGCUGUAGUGGAGGCAUUUGACAGUGUACUACUGCACGGAGUUGACAGACAUGGACUUCAGGGAGGCAAUGUUUUACUGGAGUACGCCCAAGAGCACGUCAUAACUCAAGCCAAGUUCAGACAACAAAAAUUACAAGAGGAGUCGGACCAGAUUAAAGCUGAUCGAGUCGCACGCCUUCUUCGACAAAAGAUUGGGGAGGAGGAGAAAAAACUUGCUGAUUUCAAAGCUGAAAAGAAGAUACUUGAAGAGCGGCAUAAACUGGAAGAAGAGGAGGAAAGAAAGUUUCAAGAAAGAAAGAGGCUUGAUGAAGAAAGAAAGCUCGAGAAGGAAAGAAAACUUGAAGAAGAAAGGAAAAUUGAAGAAGAGAGAAAGCUUGAAUGGGAAAGAAAGCUUGAAGAAGACAAAAAGGUUGAAAAAGAAAGAAAGAUUGAAGAGGAAAGAAAACUUGAAGAAGAAAGGAAAAUUGAAGACGAGAGAAAGCUUGAAGAGGACAAUAAAAUUGAAGAAGAGAGAAAAGUUGAAGAGGAAAGAAAAGUUGAAGAAGAAAGGAAAAUUGAAGAAGAGAGAAAGCUUGAAGAAGAGAGAAAGCUUGAAGAAGCGAUAGAGCUUGAAAAAGAGAGAAAACUUGAAGAAAACCUCACUCCACCUACUGACAAGGAAAAUGCCGAUGCGAGAAAAGGGAAGAUAAGAAGGCAGACUUUCAACGUAACUCAACCCGCCAAAAUGAGGAGACUCUCGGAAGAUCAGGAAAAUAAGCCAAAUAAUAACGCUACUUUCACCAAAAAGAGGGUGGAGACAAUGGUUACUAACAACACUUAUACCAAAGAAUUAGAAGUGGAGACUGUCUCGAGAUCUAGUGCUCCUUUCCCUGAUUCAGAGAUAAGUUUUAACACUCCAAAAAAGAACGAAACCGUUGUGGUUGGCAAGAGCAAACACGCGGCUGCUGACCGCCGUAAAACUUACAAAGUACCCUCCCCAGUCGAUGUUAACCUUAUCAAGAAUUCUACCAGAAGAUCCAGUUUAGUGUUCACUCCGGAACUCAUGAAAAAUGCAACACGUCCCUCCAAUAUUUUACCUAGAUCCGGUACACCACUUCUUAGAUCCGGUACACCACUGCCUAGAUCCGGUACACCACUGCCUAGAUCCGGUACACCACUGCCUAGAUCCGGUACACCACUGACACCGCAACAAGAGAAGCUAAUCAUGAAGUAUAGCAAUGUUGUGACGUCUGAUACACCACGGAGACGAUCCAAACAAGGUCGUAUGUCUUCUGCUCCCUGUACUCCACUGUUCAGGAUGGCUUUUAGCAGACAGACGUGCCCUAAAACUGAACCCCCUAAAUACACCUGGAGAACUCCCCAGGUAUCCAGGUUGAAUGUCACCGCUCAGUCCCACCCGUCUCUGUUCAGUGAAGCAGAUUUUCAGUUAUCCUUUGCCUCGAGAGUAACGCUGGAUGAAAUUGAUUUGACCCCAGGAGGUGAGGAAGUUUCCAAAUCAGUGAACAACUUCAACUACACACCAUGUGCUCCCCGCAUGGCAGAGGCUAGAUCUCUGGUUCCCCCCACCUCUAGUGGUAAACUUGACUUCUCCUCAUCUGCUAAGAAACCUGAUAUAAGCACGUUAAGAAGAAGAGCUCCUUCAUACGAAUCUCCUAUGAAAUUGGAACAGCCUGAUUUUUCCAAAGAUGAGAUCAGCUUCAACAUGGAGAAGAGUGGGACUGAAGAUGUCGCUCCUCCUCAAACUGGUGAAGAAGAGGAGAAAGAAGAGAAGGUGUCCUCAGAAACAUCAAAUAUUGAAACUCUUAAUAAAGAAGGUGCCAGUUUAGACCUUAGUUGUCAAACUGACGAAGACAGAAUGUCAGUCGAAGAAGAAGUUCAAACAGAUCCAGUUGCUCACGAUGUCGGUUGUGGAUCAGAUAACUCUCAAAUAGACUUUGAGACAGCACAAAAUGAGGAAGAUGAGCCAGAGCCAGUCAGUAAAGAUGUGGCAUGCGGUAGGACGAUUAUUGGGGAGUGUUUGGAAACGUCGGUGGCAUGUGGUACAUCCUUCUUUGAUGAACGCAAAAACAAGUCUGUUGCUUGUGGUAGAACUAUUAUCGAGGAUAAGACUAUCGUUGAGGAUAAGACUAUAAUGGUCGGAACUGAUCACCAAGCUAGGUCACAGGCUCCUAAACAAUUAAAUCCAUUCUGUCUGACUCGCUUCUGCCUGAGGUUAUGCCUGAAGAGAGGAUGUCUCCUGAGAUUAUGCCUGAAGAGAGGAUGUCUCCUGAGGCUAUGCCUGAAGAGAGGAUGUCUCCUGAGGCUAUGCUUGAAGAGAGGAUGUCUCCUGAGGCUAUGCCUGAAAAGAGGAUGUCUCCUGAGGCUAUGCCUGCAGAGAGGAUGUCUCACGAGGCUAUGCCUGAAGAGAGGAUGUCUCUUGAUGCCAAGGUAAUGUCUCCUGAUCAGCCAGCUGCAGAUCCUAUCGCUUCAGACCAUGAUGGUCUCCAAGAUGCCACUUCUGAAGAGCAUAUCCUGGAGGAACCGGUAACAGCUGAAUCUGUACCAGACGAAGCUACAGCAGAGAGGGAAAUUGCUCUGAAUGCUCCAUCUAGCCGCAAAAGAACUCCACCUGUUGACAAUUCUUCGACAGAAUCAGGCUCGAAAAGCAAAGAGAAGACUAAGCAAUCAGGUGUGAAAAAUACAAUCGUUGAUGGGCCCAGAAUGAAGCAAGUGAACUUUGGUCAAGCAUUCUGUUAAGUUUCGAGUUCAAGUUAACUCGGAAGCGAGACUUAUCCUCACAUUGAAUAAUUGGUUAUUUGAACCCUCAUAAUUAACUAAUUAUUAAUAUUCUGAUAGUGGUGAAUUUAGAGUCGAAUUUCUCAUGUUAAUUUUGACUUAUUUUUAAUGAAUUGAUCUAUAAAUCGGGGAAUCGCAAGUUCUCUUGAAGACAAUUACCAGACGACCGAGAAACAUGUAGCAAUGUCAAUGGUGCCACUUUGUUAUUGGCUAAAACGGCAAAUACAGUACAUUUAUCAUGUUUACUGUUUAGUUAGCAAAUUGAUCUAGAAUUGUUUAAAGAAGAAUUAUAGAAUAACAAUAAAUACAACUUUGCACGAUGGUGUUGCCCGCCGGACACUUUCUUAUUUCGAUUGUUGUUUUAUUCAAAGUUGUAUGAUAUUUGUUUAUCAUUGAUACAGAUGUACCUUUCUAUGCGAAUUUUGAAUCAUCGAUAAUAUGUUUUUUCUGAUUGAAAUUUGGAUAGCAUUACUGUAAUUUUCCAAAUUGUAUUUUA
Messenger RNA from Bolinopsis microptera, 5183 nucleotides. RefSeq names its product calponin homology domain-containing protein DDB_G0272472-like. The coding region runs from base 15 to 4343 and encodes 1442 amino acids. Lineage: Eukaryota; Metazoa; Ctenophora; Tentaculata; Lobata; Bolinopsidae. The transcript has 18 exons. The record is from RefSeq and is a predicted model, not a curated record.